Lasiodiplodia theobromae is the source of this 900-nucleotide messenger RNA. Its product is annotated as RNA recognition domain-containing protein. Bases 1 to 900 code for a protein of 299 amino acids. Gene Ontology annotation, molecular function: RNA binding. Gene Ontology annotation, cellular component: spliceosomal complex. Gene Ontology annotation, biological process: positive regulation of mRNA splicing, via spliceosome. Lineage: Eukaryota; Fungi; Ascomycota; Dothideomycetes; Botryosphaeriales; Botryosphaeriaceae. The transcript has 4 exons. The record is from RefSeq and is a predicted model, not a curated record.
AUGUCCACCAUGGAUUACGAGACCGAGCCGCGUCCGUAUGACGACGAGCCGCGCGACUACGAGCGCGACCGCAGCCGCUCUCCGCGCAACGACCGCCGUGUCGACGACGAUGCCCGCGCUCGCAGUGCCUCCCCCGGCGCGCGCGACCGCAUUGACGACCGCCCGAUGAACGAGCCCAUGCGCGACCGCGAUGACGAGUCCAUCAACCCGGGCUCCAACCUCUUCGUCACCGGCAUCCACCCGCGUCUCAGUGAGGAGGAGGUCACGCGCCUGUUCGAGAAGUACGGCGAUGUUGAGAAGUGCAACAUCAUGCGUGACCCGCACACCAAGGAAUCGCGUGGCUUCGGCUUCGUGAAGAUGGUCACGCCCGACCAGGCUGAUGCCGCAAAGGAGGGACUGCAGGGUGAAGUCAUUGAGGGCCGCACGCUCAGCAUUGAGAAGGCUCGCCGCUCACGCCCCAGGACGCCCACUCCGGGCAAGUACUACGGUCCGCCCAAGCGCGCAGACUUCCGCGGUGGCCGCGGCGGUCGCUUCUACGGCGACCGCUAUGACGACAGGCGCGGCUACGGCGGCCGUCGUGACGACUACUCCUCUCGCGGCCCGCGCUACGACUCCUACGACCGCGGCUACGACCGUGGUUCCGACCGUGGCUACGACCGCGGCAGCUACUCCCGCCGUGACCGCGACUACGGUCCUCCUCGCGGCGUCGAUCGCUACGCUUCCGGUCGCGACGCCUCCGGCCGCGAUGACCGCUACCGCUACGGCUCGAGCCGCGACGAUCGCUACGGCCGCGACGGCGGUGCUUACGGUGGCGCACCUACUGACGAGCCCUAUGGUGGUGGUGGUGGUGGUGGAAGGGCCUACGACGACCGUGGUGAUGACUACUAUUCUCGCCACUAG